AUGAUGAGAUCGAUUUCGAUCGCAAUUGCUUCGACACCGAAGAGAUUUGUUCAUCGGAAUCUCCAGGGGAAAGGUAAUUCUUCGGCUGCUUCUCCCUCGUUUAGUCUUUGUGGAAUCUGUUGCUGGAUACGACAUUUCUCCGCCGCGAGCGAUGAUGAUUACAGUGAGAUACUCAGAAACGGGCUUCAGGAUCUCAAGCUAGACGACGCGGUUGAUCUGUUCGGUGUCAUGGCUCAGUCUCGCCCACUACCUUCCAUUGUCGAUUUCAGUAGAUUGUUGAGUGCGAUCGCCAAGAUGAAGAAGUUCGACGUCGUCAUCUCCCUCUGCCAGGAGAUGGAGGCUUUGGGAAUCCCUCAUAAUAUCUACACUUGCAAUAUCCUGAUGAAUUGCUUCAGCCGAUGCUCUCACCUCUCCCUUGCUCUAUCGUUUCUUGGAAAAAUGAUUAAGCUCGGGUAUGCUCCUGACAUAGUCACGCUUAGCUCCUUGCUCAAUGGGCUCUUCCACGGGAACAGGGUUUCAGAUGCAAUGUCGUUUGUGUAUCAGAUAGAAGAAAUGGGAUACAAACCGAACGUUGUGAUCUACAACACUGUCAUUGAUGCUCUUUGCAAAAGCAGGCGUGUGAGUGAUGCACUCCAAGUGUUUAACUCAAUGGAGAAGAAAGGGGUUAGACCUAGCGUUGUUACCUACAACUCUCUGAUAAGGGGUCUUUGCAAAUCCGGUAGAUGGAGUGAAGCCGCCGGGUUGCUGAGCGGUAUGGUGGAGAAGAGAAUCGAACCAAAUGUGAUCACUUUCAGUGGAUUGAUCGAUGCUUGUGUGAAAGAAGGGAAUGUUUUCGAGGCUAAAGAGCUGUACAAGGAGAUGAUACGAAGGUCUGUAGAUCCCGAUGUUCGGAUUUACAACUCGCUCGUCAAUGGUCUUUGCAUGCACGGUCGUCUUGACGAGGCGAGGAAAUUGCUUGCCUUCAUGGUGAGCAAAGGCUGCGUCCCGAAUGUGGUGACGUAUAAUACUCUCAUCAAAGGGUUUUGCAAGUCGAAGAGAGCACACGAUGGGAUGAAACUCUUCUGCGAGAUGGCUCAUGAAGGGAUAUGUGGCGACGCUUUCACUUACAACACACUCAUCCAUGGUUAUUGUCGAGUUGGCAAAUUCAGUGUCGCUCAAAAGGUUAUGAGACGCAUGUCUGAGUCUCGCGUGCCUCGUGAUGUUAUUACUUUCAACAUUUUGUUGGGUUGUCUGUGCGAUAUCGGGAAGGUAGAGAAAGCGUUGGCGAUAUUCAGGGAGAUGGAGAAGAAUGAGAUGGAGUUUGAUAUUUUUACGUAUAAUAUCAUCAUUCAUGGGAUGUACAAGGCUGGUAAGGUGGAGGAUGCGAUGGGUUUGUUCUCCAGUCUCGAGCUUAAAGGACUGAAACCUGAUGUUGUGACAUACCGGACAAUGAUCUCGGGGUUGUGUCGGAAAGGCCUACGGCAUGAAGCUGAUGUGCUGUAUAGAGAAAUGACAGAGGCUGAGUUUAUGCUGUUGUACAAUUUGUAG
Messenger RNA from Thlaspi arvense, 1527 nucleotides. The record is from the annotation of a GenBank genome assembly. NCBI's taxonomy places the organism in Eukaryota, Viridiplantae, Streptophyta, Magnoliopsida, Brassicales, Brassicaceae.